AUUAAGCUUCCUGGCGCGUUACUCGCGUAGUCCUUCUCCUGCAAAACCAUUUGACUUGCGGCUAAAAUGCUUGCAUCUUCCGUGAACGAACCAGCUGGCGCAAACGGCGUUUGGCCAGCGGUUUGAGUUUGUAUCAUGGCGACCCGGUCCCAGCCGCUCGAGUGCCGCGUUUUGCUGGAAGCUAUCAAUGAGACUUGCCAGUCAAUCCCCAGCGACGCGCCUCACGAGCGCGUGCCUUCUCGCUCCUGGCAAGGCUGGGCUCAGGUCAUCAACAAGCUCGAACUUGUGGAGCGCCCCGAGCUAGUAACAAUCCUACGCGAUGCCGCGCACUGCUCGAAGCACCCGUUCGCCGCGUGCACGCGGUUGGAUGUCCCGGCGAAAGACGCGGUCGCGUUCCGGGCAUGGGAAACUGAAUUUGCUCAGCAACAAGCUACGCUGCAGCAGCUGGAGCGGAGGCCGUGCCUGACGGGAGGGGACGCGCAAGGGGACGCGCCUGGGGACGCACGAGGGAACGCGCCCGGCACCUUCGCCCACUGCCGCAUCGAGCAACAUGAGCCUGAGGACGGGGACCCGAGGGAUGCCGUGAGGUACUUCAUUAGCGGCUGCAUGCCAAGCAAGCCUGCAGGUUCCCGCAUCUCCCUCGCCGCUGCGUUCUGUAAGCGCACCUUUGGGGAGGACCACUUCAACAUCAUGCUGGAGGACUACAAGGUACGGCUGGCUUCUGAGGCAGGUCAGGCCAGGCUGAUUGGGCCUGCUGAGCUGUCAGGGGCAGUGGAGGCUCUGCAGAGGGGCCUGGCGCAGGGCCACGCAGCGGCACAGCAGCCGCAACCACAGGGGCUCCCAAUCCCGCAAGCAGGGCCCAGCCGUGAUGGUGCGUCUCCUGUAGCGGGCAAACGCCAGGCCGUGGCAGGAAACGGCGCAGCCCAGCCGCCGCCGCAGCGGCAGGCACGCGCACUCGGCCGGCCACAAGAGGCGCGUUCACCAGCAGCAGCGGGCCGCCACAAGCAGCCGCCGCAGCAGGUGGGACGGGGCCAAGCUCCGAACAGGCCGCCGCGGCAAGGUGUGGCGCCGGGGCGCGUGGAGACGGCUGACGACAACAGUGUUGAUGUCGACAUCCUGCCGGAGGAUCAGGAUGCCUUCACUUUGGCCUUCCUGGAGGCGUUCAGGGCUCAAAAGCGGCCGGUGCUGCAGCAGCAGGCCCGACGGAGGCAGCAGCAGGCGGAGCAGCAGGUGAUGGACCGCGUCGCCCUCGAGGCACAGCGGCAGCGGACAGGCCCGGUGCAGGCGCAAGGCCUCCGGCAGGGCGAGCUGGCGGGGCGGAAUGGGGCUCAGCAGCAGCCAACGCCGGGGCCGCUGGGCCGCCAGGGCCAGCGGCACGUUCAACAGCAGCAGACGGAGGCGGCGGCCGCGGCAGGGGGUGGUGCUGCUACGCGUGGCGCGGCUGAGACGAGUCCUGGCACGGAGCGGGGGAAGAAGCGUGGUCGCGAGGCGCCAGUGGCGAACCAAAGGCACGAGCCGCGCCCCGGCAGGCAGGCGGCAACGGCGGCUGCAGCCGGCGCGGCUGCAGCUGCGGACGAUGGCGACAGCGACGUGGAGGUCCUCGACACGCCGCCGGUGAAGCGCCCUGCACAAGAAGGCCAGCCGCGGCCGCAGCAGCAGCCCGGCCAGCCUGCGGCCCAGUGGCGGGCGCCCAGGAGGCGGACUGCCCGGCAGACGCAGCGGCGGAAGCAGAAGUCGCCGCGGCGGAUACCAACGACGGGGCAGGAGGCCGACGAGGAGGAGGAGUUGGAAGCAGGCGAGGAGGAGGACGAGGAGAUGGAGGACGAGGCCGAGGGGGACGAGGGGGACGAGGAGGAGGAGGAGGAGGAGGAGAAGGAGGAGGAGGAGGAGGAGGAGGAGCACAAUGGAGCGCAGGAGGAGCUGGCUGGCCCAGCGGGGCGCGCAGCCAGGGCUGCCGGGGCCGGAGCUCAGGGCCGGUCAGCUGCCGCUGCCGCCGUGGCGCCUUCAGCGUACCAGUUUGCCAUCAACUGUGGUGAGGCAUUUGAGCUGUGGUGCAAGGCGACCCGGUACCGCCGACGACGAGCACAAGCCGCGCAGCAGGAGCAGCAGCAGGCACAGCCGACACAGCGGCAAGUCGAACAUGCUGGAAGGCCUGUGAAGGCAUCGGCCGGUACCCAGGCGCGUGCACCGGGCGGGGACGCUGGGUCUGGCGGCGCCGGUGCCCCUGCCGUUGCCGCCCGGCCAGCACCGGCGAUGCCGGAGCGGCCUGCUCAUGGCUCGCCUGCCGCUGCCGCGGCCGCAGCACUGCAGUCACCCAAGCCGAAGCGUCGAGCCAUGCCGGCCUCACUCGUGCAGCCCAAGCCGCAGCCUUCCUCACCAAGCAAGCACUUGCCAGCGCAGCCUGCACAGCAGCGCACCGAUGCAGCUGUAGCGCCAACGCCGGCGGCGGCACCCGCCGUGGCAGCGGUUGAGACGGCGCCAGCGGCUGGCCGCCUGCAAAAGAGGCAGCUCCCGCUGCAUCGCGUAAAUCCAAUUGCAGCGGUGAAGGCGAGGGCCGCGGCGCCUACAACGUCAAGGCAACAGCCGCCAGCGGUUGCGCCGGUCGGCGGAGCCCUGGGGACCUCAGCGGCUGGGGCGGCCACCGUGGCUGCAGGAGAGCUUGCAUCUGCACCGGCAGCGCCCGUGGGCGCACCUGUUGCGGAAGGGGCGCCGGCCGCCGCGCCAGUCGUGCCAGCCGCUGCUGGUGCUGCCGUCACGAGCACCACCACGGCAGCGUUCGCGACCGCCAGCAGCGACGCCACUGACGGCACCGCCGUGACCGCCGACGCCGCCGCGUUCGAGACAACGGCCGCCACCACGUGUGCAGCCGGUGCCGUUGCCGCUGCGGCCACAACCACCGCGGCCGAGCAUGGCAAUGCGGCGCCGCCGAUUGUGGCGUUGGGCUCGGAGCCCGACAUUGUCAUCCCCGGCACCGAGUUCACCGCGACCGGCACUGCCACCACCACUGGCACCGGCAUCGCCACCGGCACCGAGUCGGACUCGUACGCGGAGCCGCUGGGGGCGCAGCCGCAGCCCAGCCUGGCCCAGGACAGGGAAGACCAGGAGGGCCGGGGUGAUCAGGAGGAGCAGGGUCAGGCACAGGCGCCGCCCCCAGGCGUGCGGGAUGGUGCGCAGAGCCCGGCCACGCAACUGCCACCCGUGCCGUCACCACCGGUCGUGGCGUCUCAGGGCAUCCAGAUGACCCAGACCAUGAUGGACAACUUCAUGGAGCACGUCCUGCAGCAACAGCAACAGAAGCAGAAGAAGCGGAAGCACGCGGAGGUGGCGGCGGUGGCAAUCCAGACAUCGCAGCUGCCGCUUGCAGCGGACGGGUCCGCGCCCGCAGCCACGUCGGUGCGGCAGCUUCCGUCACCGGAGCUGGCCGCCGCGCAGCCCGCUGCUGGUGCAGGUCGUGAUGGUGGCGCCCAUGCGGAUGGCGGCACUGCAGCGGACGGCAGUGGCAACGGCGGAUCGCGGCAGCCGUCGCAGGUCGGCGCGGGCGUGGGCGUGGCGGUGGCCGGUACGCCGCGCGGGCGCACCGCCGCGUCAGCGGCCGCGCACUCUGCAAAGGCCCCAACCCAAACCUCGCCGGGCGGCGAGCCAGUUGCCAGCAUCGCGGGCGCAGCUGCCGACGUCGCAGCGGCAGUGGCCGUCGCGGCUACGGUGCCCCUGCCGGUGCCUACUGCCGAUGCGGCUGUGCCGCUGCCUGGCCCCGACACGGGUCUCAGCUACAGGAACGCAGCACAGGCAGGCUCCGGUGCAGCAAGGGCGCCACUUGCAGCAGCACCUCCAACAGGCGUCCAGCAGGAGGCUGCAGGCGGCGACACACGCCUGGGUCCGGGCCCCAGCCAGAGUCCCAGCCAGAGCCCGGCGCCGCCCUUCCGGCGCCUGGCCCGGCGCGGCGUGCCGCUGCAGCUGCUGCUGGCUAGCGGCUGGCUGCCCGGCGGAGGCGACACCUCGGCAGGCGGGCCCAUUGCCCCGCUGGUUGCGCCCAGGCCGAUGUCUGACGCCCUCAACGUGUCCGCUGACGCGGUGGGCAUCAACUCCUGGCCGGACCUUGUGACGGCAGUGCUGGGCGACCUGCACGCGGACCCGCACGCCGCCGCUGGCGCUGCCAACCGCGCCGGUGGCGGCGCCGAGCAGGGGCCGCGGCGGCACAGGCGCGAGGGCGACGGGCCGCUGGACUCGUGGCUACCCACGCGCGUGCCCACCGGCCUUCAGGCGGAGGAGGGCCUGCCGUACACACGCGACAGCAUGCUGGGCGGACCGCCGGGGGCGGCGGUGGGGGCGGCGGCGGCGGCUGCACCGCCGCCGCAUGCAGGCUGCACCGCGCCGAGCUUGAAGGAGGCGCAGUCUGAGAUGGCGGUGUUCGAGGUGUCUGCGGCUGCCGCCGCCGCGGCGGCGGCGGCUGCAGCGGCGGCGGCAGCAGUGGCGGCGGCUGUGAUGGGGUCAGGGAGGAAGCCAGUGCGGCAGGACGCCGGCGUGACAGCCCCGCAGGAGGAGGCUGCCAAUGCGCAAGAGGCACCGCACGGGGGUCAGGGCUAUGCUGGAGAGGGCGCGGCUCGACAGCAGGACCAGGAGACACAGGAGCCAGCGCAGCCUGACACGACGGCCCCAGCUGCAACGCAGGCGCAGCCAGCCACUGCGCCUGCGGAGCAGGGGGCAUCAGAGGAGGACCCAUUCAUGCAAGACUUCCACAUCCAGAGCGCAGCCGGCCUGGACUUCUUCACGCAGCAGAUGUGAUUGAUAUGGUGUAACUGUCAAUGUUACGCUCGCCGUUUUCCGAACGUGCUUGAAGGUCGGCCAUCCAGGGUGGGGAGGUAAAUGUGCGGGGCUCGGGUCGACGUUCAUGCUCAAUCGGUGAUGCCACACGGUUGACUACCUUUUACCGUACCCUAUGCCUGGCGUUGCUUACUGGGUGAUAAGAGCGGGAGGCGUAAAGGACGUGACAUGGCCCGACCAUUAAGGACCUGGCCUGCAUUGUGGGCCUGCUACUGUACGGAUGAUGACUAAUUGCGCUGCUGCAGGGCCAACUGGCCUGGGACUGGGUUGACGCUGCAGGGGGCUCAGCGCUCGUUCCCCACGAUAACAUGCCUGACGCCCCCAACCGUGUUGCCGGUAGUCUGCGUAAACUUCCAACACCCCCA
Chlamydomonas reinhardtii is the source of this 5186-nucleotide messenger RNA. RefSeq lists its product as uncharacterized. The coding region runs from base 136 to 4782 and encodes 1548 amino acids. The transcript is spliced from 7 exons. Lineage: Eukaryota; Viridiplantae; Chlorophyta; Chlorophyceae; Chlamydomonadales; Chlamydomonadaceae. The record is from RefSeq and is a predicted model, not a curated record.